AUAAGCUCCCAAAAUGUCAAAAUCAGCUGUGAUGUCAUAACAGUGACACAUGUUAUCAAACAAAAACCUUUCAUGUUUUUGCACGCAAUGUUUUAUCCCAAUUCGAGUCGGAAAUGGAUCAUUUAAUUGCAAGCCUUGAUAAGCUCCUGAAAUACAAAACCGAGGAUCCUUCCCGUUUUUACACCUUUUUGAGCGAUUGUGGGGAAACUGAUGACAAACAAUGGGAGAGUUUGAUCCCCAAGAUUUAUUAUUUGUACGAGAGACAAGUUUUACGCAAGGAUCUCGUUUACUUGUCUUUGUUGGCGAGCCAAAAUCACGCUCUUUUAGGGAAAUUCAUCGAUUACGAUAAGUCUAUUUACAGUUUAGAUGUCAGUGAUCCAGUCUCACUUUACGAUUAUCAUGUUUACAAGAAGCAACAUUGGGUUUAUGAGAUAAUUGACAAUCCUGGCAAUUACCCCAAACUUGUUGAUUUGAAAAAUAUUUACAACAAAUUCCAGAUGAUAAAAUUCGUUAAAGAGACAAACUUGUCUGUUGUUGAAAUCGACCAGCUUGAGAGCCUCACCAGAGAGAUAAAUUUCGAGUUUUUGGACGAUUUUUGGAAAUUUUACGUCGAGGAGAUAACGCGAUUUAUCUCGACUGUAAAGUUUUGUAAAACUCUAAAAACAGAUGCAAACGACUCAGAUUUAUUUGUUUUCGCGAGUAAAAACACACCACUUGACACUUUAUCACGUUUCACCGAUUUGGGCGAUGCCACACAAUGGGAAAACAUUUCGAGUAAACUCGCUUGUAAUCACGACCAAUUUAUCAUUUUCACCGGCUUUACAAUCCUUGCAACUUUGAUCAACCUCCUAAUCGACAAUUACAACCCAAACUUGAAAAAAGACCACAUUAAUGCCCUUUUCGAGACCCUCAAAAGCAAACUAAUCGACUUGAAAGACAAGCAAUUACAGAUCGAAUUACUCGAAAAUAUCUUCCGGUUGAUGUUCCACCGAAAAGCGCACGAAUUCACCUGCAAAGAGAAGGAAAUCCGCUUUGUUUUAUUUCUACUAAAAUCAGUAACAGAAGAAUUAAAACUGAAAAAAGUCUACGAGCGCGAUUCGGACCACUACCGGAGACUCUCCACUCUCAGUAAUUACGUAACCGACGCUUUGUGGCGUCUCGAUUUGAUCCUCAAUACGAAAAUCACCCCAAAAAUCCAAGAACAACUCCUCAAUUAUAUGCUAGCACCCCCGGAGUCCCUCAUCCACAUCUGUCUCAAACGCCAGAACUUCGAACGGGCCCACCAGGUCAUCGAGAUUUUCGAUCUAAGGGACUCUGAUCUCGCGAAUGAGGUCAACUACGCGGAAAUUUUCCUCAAAUUUCGAAAAACCCCCCGGAAAAACGCCAAAUCGGUUGUUGAGUUUUUCGAAUCGAACUCUCCACACGAUUUAUUUACCAACAUCUUCGACCUUGCGAUCACCGGCACCCAGACGUGGGACCAAUCCGAAAUUUUGCUCAACCUCUCCGGGGAAAAACUCAACUCAGAUGAAACUCUCUCAAAUUUCUACAAACGAGUCAGCGAAAUCGGACACGAGGUUGGCCCCAAAGACAACGUUUCCCUUCCCGAAAUCUUAAUUUCUCCAAACUACCCCUUGGAUGUGGCCAGCUACAGGGCCAAAGAGGCGUUUUUUGAGGAUUUAGCCCGACUUUACGACGAGUUUAACACCCAAAAUCGCCCGAAUGACCCCGGAAAUUUCAAUAAAAACCACCCGAAUCACAAAACCUUUCUCAAAAUGAACGACUUGGUCGUCAAAUACUUGCAAGACCGGGAAACCACCCAGUAUUUGCUCCGGAUUUUCAACUACUUGAAAGCUUUCUCGAAAAUUUUGUACAUCGAACAAAACAGCUCGGACAUCAUCUCCAAGGGGAAAAACACCUCAUAUUUCGAUAUUUUCAACUUCAAUCGCUCGGAAUUGACCGGAAAAUUGCUCUUCGAGCGCCAAUUGGACCCCACGGAGUUCGAAAAGUACUUCGGGAAGCUCAAACUGGACUUUUUGUACCACGUCGUGGGGAACUGUUUCCCCACGAUUAAUCUCCACGUCCAGGAAAACGUCACCAUCGAGGAGUUGUACCACGACAACAUGCUGUAUAUUCCGAGUCGGAGCAUCAUCAUCUACAUCCAGAAACGCAACUGGUUGCUUGCGUUUAUUUUGAACGAAAUGUACAAAGUGGAAGGGGUGAAAAUCGACAUCAGUGAAGUGCGCUUAAGGACAUUCUUCAACUACCUAAAAUCGCCCCGAAUCCAGCACUUGAAGGCGAUUUUCGACAAAAACGACAUAAUUGCAGCGUUACAAAACUGCAUAAAUGCCCAGAAAGUCAAGUUGUAUUUCCGGGAACGCAUCGUCGAGCAUGAUUUAGUCUCGAUUCAGUCGCAAAACAGCAGCAAUUCGGACGGUUUUGAAACCGGUGAAGAGAUCCAAGAAGACGCCAAAACGACCAAUUGGAGGACUUUGUAUGACAUCAUCGAGAGCAUCCCCGAAAACCAGAUGAAGAAAAAGUCAGAUUUGAUCAUUUGCAAGGACAACGUUUUGGUCAACAUGGUCCAGGAUGGCUUUGAACCCGAAUAUUACAAAUACGCCUAUUUUAUUGCAAACCGGGAUUUGCGAAUUGACACCAUUUUGAAUAAUUUCAAGAAAUGGCCCGGGAAAUUUGCUGGUGAUAUAAUCAAAAGUGAGAUUAGUCGUUUCGAUUGUCUGAUGGAUUCGAAAAUGGAGACGUUGCGUGAUUGGUUGCAACAAAUCGAGCUGAACGAAGAGCUGAAAAACGUGUUUGAGGUGAAAUCGUGGUACAAAAGCUACAACUUUUGCAGGGAGAUGCCCGAAAAUGCCCUAGAUAAAAUCCUACAAACGAAUAAUGUUGACUUUUUGCUGGAUUUUAUCCAGUUGUACCAACCUUCGACCGAAAUCCUCUGUAACAUCAAUUCGAGUUACUUGAGCCGAAUAAUGGACCUGAAUACACCUCUGGACCGAAUAAAAAAACUUCUCGAUAGUUUACCCUUCGAGCACGCCAUCGACAUGUGCCACAACUUACUCACAAUUCUCCGAAACUUGGAAUAUUUACAAUUCGUUGCCGAUUAUUUAAACACCAACGUUUCAGACGAUUUAUUCCUGAAAAAUGUCCAAAUCAGUCUGAAAAUGCUAUCGGUUUUCGCGCCUCUGGAACAAGACCAACUUUUCUGUCUCCUAAACGAGCCUUUGAGCAUCCUCGAAGUGCUCCUAAUGAACACAAAACUGGACAAACUUGCUGCCAUUUUGCACUUGCUCAACACACAACACAAUCUGAGUGACUUCACCGAUGUCAUAACUACUGAAAAAAUUGACGAGCUUUUGCGGAAAUACGCCGAAAAGAGUUUAGAUUUCCGGGUUAUCACACACCCAAAUCCGGGCUUGUUUAAAACACCGGAACCGAAAUUAUUACAGUCGUUGGAUUCGCUUAGUUUGAUGUCGGAUAAGCGCCAGUUUGUGGUCCCCGAAAACGUGCCAACGAAGGAGGAGUGGGUGCAAAACGACGAAGUCGUCGAGUGCAUGUGUUGCCACCAGGUGGCUUUUUCCAUGUUCAAUCGCCGCCACCACUGUCGGAGGUGUGGCCGUGUGGUGUGCUACAAUUGCUCAUUGAAGAGGAUGUUCGUCCCCAGCUAUGGCGAUAUUUUAGUGAGGGUUUGUUCCGAUUGUUAUAAUCAAACAAUUGGCGAGAAAAACGACAGCAAUUCGGAGAAAAGUCGCUCUUUUAUCCAGGAAUAUUGGCUCUUGAACGACGACCCCGAACAUAAUAAAAUCAUAAGAGAGGAGUUCUCCUACGAACACGCCCCUAGCACAUCGCUGUGCUUCUCAAUCCUGAGAUAUCAUUCCAAAAGCGUCGAAUAUCCGAAGUUUUUAUUGGAGCAAUGCGAAGUUAUGUUGAAGUUAUUGCAACCGAAUCAAGAAGUGGCCCAAGAAAUCGACUAUCUCCUCGUUAUCAAAAUGCUAAAAUCACUCGCAACUGCGGCUAAAAUGGUCUCGGCGGAAAAUAUGCUCCAAUCGGGAGCUUCCAUGGCCGACCGGAUUCUCUAUCAAACUGAACUUUUAGCUCUAUUGGCCGAACGCGGGUGUUUGAGUCUCAUGCCCAGUCAAAAUAUCUAUGUCGAUGCUAAUGUUUUGCGACGAUUGCGCGAUAAACUGCUCCAGAGGGAGCAGUGGAACCUGGCCCUGGAGGUUUCCACCAAAGCGGGCCUUGACAAUACCGGGGUUUUCGCCGCCUGGGGGAAAAGUUGCCUCAAGGCAGGUAGUCUCCUCCUCGCCCGCGAAAAAUUCCAAAGAUGUCUUGACAAAAACAGCCAAUACGAAACAUCCUCAAAUUUGAGCCGACUUUCCGAACUCAAUUCUAGCCUAGACAGUUUGACUUUCCCUCGAUCGAGGAUAAGUUCAAGAGUGUCCAGUGGUAGCUUCACUUCGGAGAGUAAACCCCUCAAAGAUCCGCCCCUCUUGUACGAAAUCAUCCAAAUUCUGGAAACCAAAACUCGAACAAUAAACCCGAAAGUAGUCGAAAAGGCCCAAAGUGUGAAAAUCUCCGGCUCGGUGACAAGUCUCAACCAACUACCAUACACCGUCCACAUUGACACGGCUUUAAGCAUCGUAAAUCGGGUGAAAAACCUGAAGGAAAUCGCUUCGGGGAACUACUCCCUAACCGGGAGUAAAAAAUUCAAUUGUUGCACAAGUCGGCCGACUAUAGACCCGAUUUUCUACGACGAGUGUAUCUACUAUUUGGGGAAAUACGGGACGCAUUUAUCGCUCCUGGAGUUCUACAUCAGACACGGGGAGAUCCACACUGCCCUCAUCUACAUCCUCGAGUGCCAUCUACCGAGCGAAACCUUCAUCGAGGUCUACAUGAAGUGUCUCAAGGACGGAAUGGUCGCAAUUUUGCAAGAACACAUGUCACGGAUCGACUCCUCGCUGGAAUUGUGGAAAGACCACUUGAAGAAUUUGUGUCGCCACUUGGAGAAACAGCAAUUAUUGAACAGUUUGUACCAAUUGCAACUCUACAUCGGCGACUAUGUGCGCGCCUCCAUGACCUGCAUCCGAUUUUACCAAGACGGCGUCAAAACCUUCACCGAGUUGGCGAACAAUGUGGGGUUUUUGCACAAGGGGGAGGAGCACCUGAGGCAGAUUCUGGAGCAGGAGCAAUGGGUGGAGGUGACGUCAGUGACCAGCAAAGACAGCUUCGAGGAACGACUCCUCACCAAUUCCGAUUUGGUCAUGAAAAUCGAGACCAAAGACGUCAAUCGACACAUAAACACCGUCAAAAGACAAGUGGAAGUGAUGAAAUUUUUGGCCGAGCGUGAGGCGUCAGGAGUCAACACUCGCGACUUGAUUUUGGCCAAGGAUGAGCCCAUUCCGACUCUCUUCGGCUCGACUUUGGAAAAAAUCAAUUUGGCCGUGUUGGCUAUAAUUAGUGGGGAAGCGGUCGAGGACGGGUUUAAUUUAGCCACAAAGAUCAUUGAGGAUUUUAAAUUAAGACCGAUCAAGGUUUAUUGUUUAGCUGGGAAACAGUUGGCGAAAUCUGAGCGGUAUAACGGAAUUACGCAGUUAGUUAACUGUAUCAAAUCGACGGGAAUUAACGAUUCUGCUAUUUCGGACAUGUUGGAUGAAAUGCUAGCCCAUGCUGUGGGGACUUUGAUCAAGGAGAAUGUCGGGGGGACCAAAGUCGAGGAUUUGAUCAAACUCAUCAACGAUAAGGCCACAAAGAUCUCUGCAUACAUCGAAGCUAAACAAUUAAAGACAGCGUAUUUCCUCGCUGUUAAGUACAAACGCACCGCUGAUAUUAGGAGGAUUCAAAGGGAGGCCGAGUUGUUAAACAUGCCAACAAUUAAGGCACUAUGUCAGAAAGUGCUCCAAAACUCGCCACACACUUCCAAAGACUAAGUUUCCUGAAAAAUAAACCAGGCUGUGAUGUUACCAAAUCUAUUUUUUUAUUAUUAGUAAGUAAAUAAACUUCGAAAAAAGUGUUUGAUACUCAGCAACCUAAUAUCACAAAUAAAAUCAUAUUCUAGUU
Molecule: messenger RNA, 6066 nt
Organism: Tribolium madens (black flour beetle)
Lineage: Eukaryota; Metazoa; Arthropoda; Insecta; Coleoptera; Tenebrionidae
Gene: Sptz
Product: zinc finger FYVE domain-containing protein 26
Exons: 9
Coding region: 114-5936 (1940 amino acids)
Biological process (GO): mitotic cytokinesis; regulation of cytokinesis; double-strand break repair via homologous recombination
Cellular component (GO): midbody; lysosomal membrane; centrosome
Molecular function (GO): phosphatidylinositol-3-phosphate binding; metal ion binding
Source: RefSeq, a predicted model, not a curated record